AUUUCACACUUUUCCUCUCAUCAUAUCGCAUUUUAAUAAUGAAAAUUCUACAAAUUUUUACUCUAGUAGCCAUAUUCUUGGUAAACCCAUCAUAUGGGACGCCAUUCUUCGAACAUCAACUAUACACCUCCAAAGUCUUGGAUCUGUUGAAACAUGAAGGUUCUAACAAGAUACUCCUCAAUACAGUGGCAAAAUGUAUGAAUCACACUGAAAGAGGAGCAAUAGUAUCCACAGAUUUUAUCAGAUGCGUUAAUGACAUUCUUCAUACGGACGAGCUCACAAAUACCGAUAACCUGGGAUUUAUCCUGGGAAACUAUGUAACUCAAUCGUCAAUUCUCAUGCAAAAGUGCUACGAAGAGCGCAAUGAUAUUAUCGAAUGUCUAAGGACCUUUGGUGACUGCCUUCCGUUACUCAUACGCAACCUCUUUGGUUACCCAGAGUAUAGUUUCAAGUGCAAAAAACUGAUAAACAUUCCAAACUAUGACGAAGAAAAGUCGUAUCUGGACCAGGAAGAUCAAGAGGAGGAAAAAGAGGAUCAGGAUGAUGAAAAGGUGAUAAUAUUGAGACAAGAAGAACUUUAGUUGAAAUAUUAUAAUCUCUGGGCCAUUAUAAAACCCUCAGAGUACAUGCCAGUGGGUUUGCCGAUGCAAACCCAAGCGGAAUUCACUCUUUUAGAAUCGCUUUCAUCUUCGCUAACGCGGUCACUACUGGCCAAAUUAUCUGAUUUUUGUAAGAUUGACACCUGCCAAAAUUUGUGGAUAUUUAUCAAAUGAACAAACUGUAAAGUAGUCACAUUUUAA
Messenger RNA from Theileria equi strain WA, 800 nucleotides. Its product is annotated as signal peptide containing protein. NCBI's taxonomy places the organism in Eukaryota, Apicomplexa, Aconoidasida, Piroplasmida, Theileriidae. The record is from RefSeq and is a predicted model, not a curated record. The transcript is spliced from 2 exons. Bases 39 to 581 code for a protein of 180 amino acids.